UUUAUACUAUACUUUGUGAGUUUGAAUUUAGAUUACUUGACCUUUUGAUUUGAGAGUGAUUAACUUUUGAAUUGAAUUGUUAUAGAGUUCAGCUAGUUUGUAAUUAUUAUCUAAGCUUAGUGUAGGAAGUUAAAAUUAAGCUAGCGCUUGGCUAUAGAUUUUGGAUCAGAUUUUGAAAAUUUGUGUUCAAAUAUCUGUUUGGCCAUGGAAUUUGAUUAGAUUUUGAAAAUUUAUUUUUCAAGUUCCAAGAACUGGCUCAGACUAGUUUUCUAUUCACUUUCGCUCACAAAAAUUCGAUAUUUAGCUAAGUAAAAUGCAUGUCCAGACAAAACUUUAAAUUCCACAAAAAUCACAACUUCGAAAACUCAAAUUUUCAAAUUUCAACUACAAAUUCUAUGGCCAAACGGGAGCAAAGUGAUUUGGCAGUUGUUGGAAAAACUGGUGCUUUUUUUAAAAGGGCUUAACAAUUGAUAUAUGUUAUUGCAAUUAUUAUUAGGUUCCAGUCAAGACCCUUCUAAUAGAUGGCAAUUGUCGGGUGGAGAAUCGCUGCUUGAAGACCCAACAUGGGCAUAUGGUCUGUGUCUUAUCAAUAUACAACAAGAGAGAGAAGAAUAAUCGAAUGACGAUGGCAGCUUUCAACAUUCAGGAGGGACUUAUUUGGAAAGAAAAGAUCGAAUCGGUGAUUGAUCAGGUUAUUUCUUCAUCUUUUCUGUCUGUUAAGUCUCCCGUCUGUUAUGUCUUCUUUAGACAUACAUUCUCCCCCCACCUCCUCCUUUUCUCCAGAUAUGGAUGGAGGUUGUAACAUGUUGACAGUGUGCAGCAUCAAGAGUCACAAGGUGCUAGUGGUAAUAAGUACAUUUCCUUUGAGUACAAAUCUGGAAUGGAUAGUGGUAGGAACGGCUCUUCAUCUGAUCGUGAAAGCCAGUACAGUCUUUUGGCUUAACACUUCAGCUUUCACGAAUUCAAUGCUUCUUCAAUUUUGUAGGUUUAGUGCUGGUGAGGAUGAAGAUGAUUCUCAUGCAAACUUGCUGCGAAGAACAACAAUUGGAAAUGGUCUCCCUGAGUCUGUGGUUGACUGGACAAAGGAAUUAGAUUCAGAUUUGUCAAACCAGAAUUCUAGCAAUCAAGCUUUCUCGAGAAAGUACUGGCAUUUACUUCAAUGCCAAAACGGGCUUCGCUUAUUUGAAGAGCUUCUGGAUGUUGAUUUUCUACCAAGGAGCUGCAGUAGAGCCAUGAAGGCUGUUGGGGUUGUGGAGGCUAGUUGUGAAGAAAUAUUUGAGCUUGUGAUGAGCAUGGAUGCAAUAUGUUUUGAGUGGGACUGCAGCUUCCAGUAUGGUAGUCUAGUCGAGGAGGUAGAUGGACACACAGCAAUACUAUAUCACAGACUGCAAUUGAAUUGGUUCCCGAUGUUUGUAUGGCCUCGUGAUCUUUGUUAUGUACGAUAUUGGCGUCGAAAUGAUGAUGGAAGCUAUGGUGGUGGAUACAAUAUUUCUCCUCUCAAACCUCGUAAUGGGAGGCCCAGGACACAAGUCCAACAUCUAAUGCAGAUUGAUGUGAAAGGGUGGGGUGUUGGCUAUAUCUCAUCCUUUCAGCAGCAUUGUCUGUUUCAGAUGUUAAACAGUGUUGCUGGACUUCGCGAAUACUUUUCCCAAACUGAUGAAAGGGCUGCUGCUCCAAGAAUACCAGUUAUGGUUAACAUGACGUCAGCAUCUAUCUCUUCCAAGAAGAGUCAAAAUGAACAAGAGGCUUCUAAUCAACGUACUGCGUCUGUAGACAUAGUACAUGCUGCAAAUAGAAAUGCUUCAAUGAUUGAUGAAUUCUCUGAUGAAGAUGAAGAUUCGCAAGGGGCUGAUCAGGAGGUAAUUCCACCCAGCUCUGACAAUGAAAUGAAGAGAACUGCCCUCAAAGAACCUUUGGAGCAAAUUGAUUUGUCCAUUUUCUCGGGUAACCUUCAACGUAAUGACAAUGAUAAUGGACGUAAUUGCUGGCAAAUAUCUGAUGGAAAUAACUUUCGAGUUCGUAGCAGAAAUUUUUGUUAUGACAAAUCAGAGACUCCUGCAGGUAAACAUUUAGUGGAUCUUGUUGCGGUUGACUGGUUCAAAGAUACUAAACGCAUGGACCACGUUGCCAGGCGUCCUGGUUGUGCAGCACAAGUUGCUUCAGAGAAAGGACUGUUUUCUUUGCUGUUUAAUCUUCAAGUACCCGGAUCAACACACUACAGCAUGGUUUUCUAUUUUGUCAUGAAAGAGUUGGCACCCGAUUCUCUCUUGCAACGUUUUGUUGAUGGGGAUGAUGAUUUUCGCAACAGUAGAAUGAAGCUCCUUCCUUCUGUGCCAAAGGGCUCCUGGAUUGUGCGUCAGAGUGUUGGAAGUACACCUUCUUUACUGGGGAAAGCAGUUGAUUGCAACUAUAUCCGCGGGCCUGCCUAUUUGGAAGUUGAUAUUGAUAUUGGUUCUUCUACAGUAGCAAAUGGCGUUCUCGGGCUUGUGAUUGGUGUAAUUACGACAUUAGUAGUUGAUAUGGCUUUUCUUGUACAGGCCAACACCCCUGAUGAGUUGCCAGAGCGGCUUAUAGGUGCUGUUCGUGUUUCUCAUGCAGAAUUAUCAUCAGCUAUUGUCCCAAAACUGGCUCCUGACACACCAUCAUAGGUCAAUCUUGACACCCAUCAACUAUCACAGGAAUUGAUUUUUGAAAUAUAUACACACAUCCAUGUUAGUCGAUUCAUAUUUUUCAUUCACUAGUUUCUCAAGAUUUUCCAGUUUUGAGAAACAUUAGAUGGAGGUAAACUUUUCCUCUUUUUUUUUGUUGUUUCGGGUUAGUUGUUCCUCUUGCCUU
Lycium ferocissimum is the source of this 2835-nucleotide messenger RNA. Its product is annotated as protein ENHANCED DISEASE RESISTANCE 2-like. Gene Ontology annotation, molecular function: lipid binding. The record is from RefSeq and is a predicted model, not a curated record. Lineage: Eukaryota; Viridiplantae; Streptophyta; Magnoliopsida; Solanales; Solanaceae. The transcript is spliced from 20 exons. The coding region runs from base 735 to 2648 and encodes 637 amino acids.